CUGGGAUGAUCACGUAAGCGGAUAAGCAAAUGGGACCAGUUAAAAGGCUGAAUGAAAAGCACAAUUUGAUACUGGAAUGUGUUGAAUCUGAUGGAUAAGUAUUUGAAAUGAUAAGCUAGUGGAUUGUGAUAUCUCUUUGUAGAAAUUAUUGUUCAAUCAUUUGGAAUUGGGUAUUUGGAUGGGUUGUUUUGAAGAUCCUGUGAAAGUGCUCAAUGGUUUAUCAGUACAAGCACUAUAUCCCCUGAUAUUGUGGCUAGUAUUAAAUGAACAUAAUCAUGAACCAUUCAGUUUCAUGGUAUAUUCUAAUACCGAUCAGUUGGAUUCUUUGACGUUUAAUCUUUAAUCUUGAUGGAUUUUUCUCGAUGAUUCGAAUUGAAACGUUUUUCCUGUUGGUGUUUGGUUGUUAACCAGAUUCGAGAAAAUAUAAAAAGCACUUCCUUGCAACUUUCAAUUGAACACUGCAACUUACGACUCGCUAUUGGCGAUAUCUCAAUGUUAGGAUUACUCAAAUGUUAGA
Messenger RNA from Hansenula anomala, 517 nucleotides. RefSeq lists its product as uncharacterized. The record is from RefSeq and is a predicted model, not a curated record. Lineage: Eukaryota; Fungi; Ascomycota; Saccharomycetes; Phaffomycetales; Wickerhamomycetaceae. Bases 179 to 343 code for a protein of 54 amino acids. The transcript has a single exon.